AUGCUAAGAGUAGAGGACAACGUUGGGAUCAAUAAAUCAUUUCGUCGCAUGUACAAGAAAGGAAAUGUUAGACCGCGGAAUGCAUCUGAAAGACGAAGAGGUAUUGAUGAAGCAUUCAUGGAGGAGUGUUCACAAUAUGUUUUGUUGGGGGAACCACCAAAAAAGAUCAAAGAAUCCCGACGUGUACCAACAAAAGGCAUCGAAAAAGAAUGGAUCGCGUCGGAGACUGAUAAGUUUAAAGAAGCAAAGAGCAAGGGAUUGGAAAAAAGGAAUAGAAGAAGGGAAGAAAAGAGCAAAUCUGAGCCCAACAAGCCUCCAAUGCCAUGUUCAGCAAUUGCAGGAGUGCUGGAGAAACCCAAAGAACAGGAGUCCCAAAAUCAGCAAGAUCCUGACCCAACUCAAAUGUCUUCUUCAACGACAUCAGAAUUGCUGGAGAAACCGGAAAAACAGGAGUUCCGAAUUCUGCAAGAUCCUGGCCCAACUGGAGAAGAGACUUACGAACGUGUCCGUGAGUGGCUAGAUGAAGUCGCGAAGACGGAGCCGGAAGUUUUCUAUGACGAUUUUGUCGAUUUCGAAUAA
This is a messenger RNA of Caenorhabditis remanei, 579 nucleotides long. RefSeq lists its product as uncharacterized. The record is from RefSeq and is a predicted model, not a curated record. Lineage: Eukaryota; Metazoa; Nematoda; Chromadorea; Rhabditida; Rhabditidae. The coding region runs from base 1 to 579 and encodes 192 amino acids. The transcript is spliced from 3 exons.